CUCUUUGGCUCACCUGAGCCCAGAAUCGCCACAUUCGAAAGAAAGAAAAAUCAAAGUUUGACAAAAACAUUAUCGAACUCAGGAAAAAAAAGAAAAGAAAAGAGGGAAAAAGAAAGAGAAAAUGGUUUCGGACUCGGAGCUCGUCGAAAGGCUGCGGGAAUUUCUUCAAACGUCGGACCUGAACACGACCACCACCGCUAUUGUCCGCCGUAAACUCGAAGAAGACUUUGGAGUGGAUUUAUCAGACAAGAAGGCGUUCAUAAGAGAGCAAGUCGACCUUUUUCUUCAAAGCCAGUUCGAGAAGGCCGAAGAAGAGCAAGAAGACGACGAAGAAGAAGGUAAGCACAAAACAAAUUCGGAAGACAACAAUGGCUCCGAUUCUGAAGAAGAUGAGGACGGGGAUGAAGAGGAAGAAGAGGGAAGCAACGGGAGGGGCAGACGGAAAAGAUCGUCAAACAAGCUGAACAAAGAUGUCAGAAAAAGAGGUGGAUUCACCAAAUUAUGUAAACUUUCUCCUCUUCUUCAAAAAUUUGUUGGAGUGCCUGAAAUGGCCAGAACUGAGGUUGUCAAGCAGCUGUGGGCAUAUAUUCGGGAGAACAAUUUGCAAGAUCCAAACAACAAAAGAAAUAUAAUAUGUGAUGAAACAUUGCGCUCCCUUUUUCGUGUUGAUUCCAUCAACAUGUUUCAAAUGAAUAAAGCUCUAUCGAAGCAUAUUUGGCCAUUGGAUACAGAAGAUGCUCCAGUCAAGUCAACACAAAAGGAAAAACAACAAAAACAAGAGAGGAAAGAAGAUCCAAAUGAGCCAAAACAGAAAGAGAAACGACAGAAGGGAGGCAAUUCUGGCUUUCUUGCUCCCCUUCCACUUUCAGAUGCUUUGGUUAAGUUCCUUGGUACGGGUGAGAGUUCACUAUCACGGGCUGGUGUUGUAAAGAGAAUGUGGGAAUACAUAAAACAAAACAACUUGCAGGAUCCAUCUGAUAAGAGGAGAAUAAUAUGUGAUGAGAAGCUGAAGGAACUCUUUGAGGUUGACUCUUUCCAUGGCUUCACUGUUCCAAAGCUACUGGCAACUCAUUUCAUCAAGACAGAACAGUGAGUUGAUCCUGGUUUUUUACGUUAAAUCCAAGGGAUGGGCAAUUUUGCUUCUGAAUGUAACUUUGGAUUCUAACUGUUGCUCUGUUGUCAUCUAUAAGCUAUCCUUUUUCACAGUUAUGGAAAAAGAGCAAUAGAAAAUUGAAAAAGAAAUCAGUGGUUUCUCUAGCCUUUUCAAUGACAUUCUUAUAUGUGGUUUCACAUUUGGAAUGCUAUAUCCAGAUUUCACAAGAUGUCAUUGUCUGAAGUUGUUGAUUUUCUUAAAAAAUGGAAAAUGGAGUCUUAAAUGAUCCAGCUUCUCCAUACGUCCAAUAUCCCAUAUAAUUACAGAUGGACCUCAAAGUGGAAAUUUAUUCUUGAAUCACAAGAAAGCAAGUCAGCUAAUGCAUAGGAGUCAUGUGGGAUCCAAGAGGUCAGAGACAAUAUAAACCUUUGUCUGAUUCUUUAACUAGGGAUUUAUAACUGAUAUGGAUAUCAUGUAGCUUUUUAAUUUUCUUACACAUCGUAAUGUGAUAUACAAUUUCCCUU
Nelumbo nucifera (sacred lotus) is the source of this 1617-nucleotide messenger RNA. RefSeq lists its product as uncharacterized. The record is from RefSeq and is a predicted model, not a curated record. Lineage: Eukaryota; Viridiplantae; Streptophyta; Magnoliopsida; Proteales; Nelumbonaceae.